Microdochium trichocladiopsis is the source of this 618-nucleotide messenger RNA. RefSeq lists its product as uncharacterized. The transcript has a single exon. The coding region runs from base 1 to 618 and encodes 205 amino acids. NCBI's taxonomy places the organism in Eukaryota, Fungi, Ascomycota, Sordariomycetes, Xylariales, Microdochiaceae. The record is from RefSeq and is a predicted model, not a curated record.
AUGGCUCAAGAUCUGCCAGAACGACCUCUUGUGCUAUCACUUCGGCCUCUCCAAUUCCCACCCCCAAAUUGCCUCGUACAGGGAGUCCUCUUUUCGGAAGACAUGAAGAAGAGUCUUCGCGUCUACAGCGUCAAGCACGAGGAAAAAGAGUACACCCUCGAGGUUUGCCAGGAGUCUAUUCCCGUCGACGUCGUUGUCCAUGUCGCGCUACUGUUCGGGGCCCGAUUCGAGCCGAGAUCGCUUACCUGGUUCUCCACUAUACCAAUCACCACGUUCGAUCGAGGAACACCAACUACCGGAUACAGCCAACAGGUUGACGAUCUGCUCGAUUCAUACGAUGAAGCCCUUCAAAAGUCCCUAGCCAAACAAGGCGUGCCCGACGUAAAGCUCUCCCGCUUAUCUCUCUCCGAUCACGCCAGGCACCUCAGUCUGCCACUUGGCACCGGCACAGGCAACUUCGAAGACCGGGAUGAACAACAGCUCACUGGCACGGACCAUGAGCGGGAUGGCGGAUCCGAAAUCGUCAUAUUUGAAGACGGGUGGAUUGCACCACCGCCCACACCCUCAUCUCCAACUGCAAGCCCAGACGUGGAUCAUCGGGGUUCAGACUUCGCUUAG